GGCGGAGCGGCUGCCGAGUGUUUGGACACCUCUCCACUACCCGGGAGGUGGCAGUGCGGCCGGGGCGCGGCAGGGUGGCAGGGACUUUGCGCAGACUCGGGAGAGUGAAAUGUCACCAGACAUAUAAUGGAAUUUUAUCUGAUUCUGUAGAUCUUCAUUCUGGAUAUCAAGGUAACAAAUACAGGAGAUGUGCAUAAUUUCUCAUUUCUGCAAGUAGUCUUAACUGCUGAAGGAAGACAUUUUUUAAGCUACAGCAAAAUUCAUUUUGGUAACUUUUAUGGAAAUCCUAAUUUUGUUUUUAAAUUUUCAAUAACCUUUUGCUAAAGGUAUGAACAAGCAAAGAACUUAUCUCAGUAGGCAAGUCCACAUUAAUAAGAAUGCCUAGAAGAGGACUGAUUCUUCAGACCCGGACUCAGUGGCUACUGUUGAGUCUUGCUUUAGUUUGCAUUUUGGUACUGUUUUUGUAUCUUCUGGAAUGUGCCCCCCAGACUGAUGGAAAUGCAUCUCUUCCUGGGGUCAUUGGGGAAAAUUAUGGUAAAGAGUAUUAUCAGGCCCUACUGCAGGAGCAAGAAGAACAUUAUCAAACCAGGGCAACCAGUCUGAAACGCCAAAUUGCACAACUAAAACAAGAAUUGCAAGAAAUGAAUGAGAAGAUGAGAUCAUUACAAGAGAGAAAGAAUGUAGGGUCUAAUGGCAUAGGGUAUCAAGGUCACAAAGAACAAGUACCUAGUGAUCUUCUAGAGUUUCUUCAUUCCCAAAUUGACAAAGCUGAAAUUAGCAUAGGAGCCAAGCUACCUAGUGAGUAUGGCGUCAUUCCGUUUGAAAGUUUUACCUUAAUGAAAGUAUUUCAACUGGAAAUGGGUCUCACUCGCCAUCCUGAGGAAAAGCCAGUUAGAAAAGACAAACGAGAUGAAUUGGUGGAAGUUAUUGAAGCUGGCUUGGAGGUCAUUAAUAAUCCUGAUGAAGAUGAUGAACAGGAAGAUGAGGAUGGUCCCUUUGGAGAGAAACCGAUAUUUAAUGAAAAUGAUUUCAUAGAAGGUUAUUACCGCACUGAGAGAGAUAAGGGCACACAGUAUGAACUCUUUUUUAAGAAAACAGACCUUAUGGAAUAUAGACAUGUGACCCUCUUCCGCCCUUUUGGACCUCUCAUGAAAGUGAAGAGCGAGAUGAUUGACAUUACUAGAUCACUUAUUAAUAUAAUCGUCCCACUUGCUGAAAGAACUGAAGCAUUUGUACAGUUCAUGCAGAACUUCAGGGAUGUAUGUAUUUAUCAGGACAAGAGGAUUCAUCUGACAGUGGUGUAUUUUGGUAAAGAAGGACUGUCUAAAGUCAAGUCCAUCCUAGAAUCUGUCACAAGUGAGUCUAAUUUUCACAAUUACACCUUGGUCUCAUUGAAUGAAGAAUUUAAUCGUGGACGAGGACUAAAUGUGGGUGCUCGAGCUUGGGACAAGGGAGAGGUCUUGAUGUUUUUCUGUGAUGUUGAUAUAUAUUUCUCAGCCGAAUUCCUUAACAGCUGCCGGUUAAAUGCUGAGCCAGGCAAGAAGGUGUUUUACCCUGUAGUGUUCAGUCUUUACAACCCUGCCAUUGUUUAUGCCAGUCAGAAUGUACCCCCUCCUGUGGAGCAGCAGCUGGUUCACAAAAAGGAUUCUGGCUUUUGGCGAGAUUUUGGCUUUGGAAUGACUUGUCAGUACCGAUCAGAUUUCUUGACCAUUGGUGGAUUUGACAUGGAAGUUAAAGGCUGGGGUGGAGAAGAUGUUCAUCUUUAUCGAAAAUACUUACAUGGUGACCUGAUUGUGAUUCGGACUCCGGUUCCUGGGCUUUUCCACCUCUGGCAUGAGAAACGCUGUGCUGAUGAGUUGACCCCCGAGCAGUAUCGCAUGUGCAUCCAGUCCAAAGCUAUGAAUGAAGCCUCUCACUCACACAUGGGAAUGCUGGUCUUCAGGGAGGAGAUAGAGACACAUCUUCACAAACAAGCAUACAGGACAAAUAGUGAAGUUGUUGGUUAAUGUGAUCAUUAGUCCAAACCACAAGCCAGCACUGAACCUCAAACCAGCACUAUUUAUUUAGCCUUAAUUCCAGUUCCAGAUGGAGUGCCUCUUUCAGAGAAGAUGUGCUUAUGUUUUGUGUUCUUUCUGACAUUACUUUACUCUAGCAGUUUAACUUCAUAGAACAGAGAAAGCAACUGUUUCAAUGCAAAGUCUGCACUAUGGAAUCAUUGAUAAAUCAAAAUUUGGUGUUUGGCUCCAAAAAUAGUUUUGAGUUAGUUUCUGCUCUGUGCCCAUGUUCUUAUGUGUCCUGGUUGCAUCUGUGAUGAUGAUGGGUAAGAAGCAUCUUGUUCCUGCAGGAAUGGAGAAUUACAGAUGGAUUGUGUGGACAAAGGUUUUUCACCUGCCAACCACUGGGUCAACUUGCUUGGUUUUUAAAUCAAGCAAUCAAGAUCUUUGGUUGGUUGCUUGAAGAAUCCUUUUUCACUGAAGCAGAGGAUACUUAAAUGACAAUUCUGAAAUCUCCAACCAGUCAAGACAGAAGUAAAAACCCCUUCUUGUUGUUUAGUCCCCUAAAUGUCUGUUUUUAAAGAAAUAGGUAAUAAUAGGAAAUACUUAGAAUCUAUGACUUGAUUAAAAUACAAUGUUAUUACUCUGUCAUCAUGUUCAGGAUUAGAAGUCAAAGUUUCUGCAGACUGUUUUGAACAAACUACAAUCAGCAUGGAAAUGUCUUUAACAGACAUAAUUAUGUUGGAGCACAGGACACCAGUGGUCUGGGAACAUCAUGAGCCAGGGCUUAUAAGGGCCUUCUAGUGGUGGGUGGUUCAGAAUAGAUGAACAUAGCAUGGUGCUAUGUGUUUCUGCUUUACACUGUCUCAUUUAGCAUGGAUCCAUAUGUAUUAGUGUGCUUUUUUCCUAAUGUGUGAAUAUAUGCUACAUCUGUAUUUGCAUUAUUAUAAUACUUUUGAGUUUAUAGUUUCACUGAAGGGAGAAAAGCAAAAUGAGGUAUAUAUAACAUAAGAUCACACUGAUUUGAGGAAAGGGGAAGAGAGGAGAGCAGUAUGAAUGGAAAUCUGGAUCACAGAAUAUUUUAGAGAUGUAUAUUACUUGCAGAUAGUAGGAUGUUUUGAGGUAUAAAUUACAUUAAAAGACAAGAUGAAUAAGAAAUUGUAUUCAGCUAGGACUAUACUAUGUUAUAUAUCACACGUGGAUCUUUUACCAUUGGGUCAAUUGCUAGAUCCAGAAAUUAGAUAUGAUGAAAGGCAUGUGUAGAUCUUUUAACCUUUGGCUUUUAAAAAGGAACCUAUGUUAUAUUCUCUCUGUUUGUAUAUACACCUCUGAGAAAUUGCAGAAGAAAUCACAGAGCACAUUAUUCUUUCGACUCAGUAAAUCAUAUCAUCUGAAAUAUUAUGAAUUCUAAAUUUCUUGGUGCUAUAUGAAUUCAAUUUUAUAAUAACUCUUACUAAUUACCCUUAUAAGUUUUAAGUUGGGAUAGCACUUAGGCUUGCUUUUUUAAGAUGUGUAAAAUGUCUGUGCAAAGUUAUUCAGGCUGUUGGCUCCUUUUAUGUAUAAGUAUUAUGAAGACCAGUGAAAAGUGAGGGAACCUAAUUAUUUUCAAAGGUAAGUUUCAGCUUGUUUUGUGACAGAAUCAAAUGAUUUUAUCUUUCCUGUUUUUUUUAACUAGCUUUUAUUUUAAAGAUGGAAGCUAAGCAUGGAGACAUUAUCAUGUUUUUUACAUUAAAUGGUACCAAUAAAGUAUUUUAUUACCAAAAAUUAAGUAAAAAUGUGAUAAAUUAAUUUCAUUCUGUUGUAAAAUAUCUUAAGUACAGAGAUGUGUAUAGCACAUAAUUGUAUACUUUAAAGAAUAAUAAUGCAAACACCAGGACACCAGCUACCCAGAUGAACAUACAGAGCAUUAGCAGUAAAACACCUUCUGUGUGCUGCUGCUUAAUCACCUAGCCUCUUUCUCCAUAAUAAUCACCAACUUGAUGUUUAUGGUAAUUUUUUACGUUUUUCUUCGUAGUUUUCCCAACUGCGUAUUUAUAUCUACCCAGUGAAUUUGUAUACAUAUUAUUUCAGUAUAUAUUUUUAACUUUCAGGUUUUGAGGUUCACCCAUGUUAAUCUCAAAAUUAAUUUGUUUUUAUUACUGAUUAGUACUCCACUGUGAAUACAGUCAUGCACUGCAUAAUGACCUUUUAGUCAAUGACAGGCCAUAUAUAUGACAGUGGUCCCAUAAGAUUAAAAUGGAGCUGACAAAUUCCUGUCACCUUGUGAUGUUAAAAUAUCAGAAUUACUGUCUUGAGGACUAAGGAGUACACCAUUGCCUUUAAACCAACUAUUCCGGAAUGUUUAUUGAAACCCAACUAUAUGUUUAGUUAGCACUGUUCUAGACACUGUGUACCACAGUGAACAAGAAUAGUGGAGCUUAGCCCUGGCCAUGUGGCUCAGUUGGUUGAAGCAUUAUCCUGUGCACCAGAAGGUUGCAGGUUUGAUCCCUGGUCGGGACACAUACCUAGGUUGUGUGUUCAGUCCUAGUUCAGGGCACAUAUAGGAGGUAACCAAUUGAAGUUUCUCAUUUCUCUCUUUAAAAAUCAAUAAAAGCAUAUCCUUGUGUGAGGAUUAAAAAAAAAGAGUAGUAGAGUUUAUACUAUAGCUCUGGAGAGUCCUGGUCAGGUAGCUCAGUUGGUUAGAGUGUCAUCCCAGAUGACACGCCAAAGUUGCAAGUUUGAUCCCCAGUCAGGGCAUGUACAAGAAUAAACCAAUGAAUGCAUAAUCAAUGGAACAAAAAAAAAUCUGUUUCUCUCUGUCUCUUCUUCUCCCUUUCUUUCUCAAAAUUAAUCAAUAAAUGUACUUCUGGAGAGACAUAAAUUGUAGCACAAUGCAUUACUCACAUGUGUGUGGUGAUACUGGUAUAAGCAGACCUAUGCUGCCAGUCAUACAGCAUACAGUUAUUGUACUUAAUAAUAAUAGUAAAUGACUGUGUUACUGGUUUAUGUAUUACUACACUAUACUUUCUAUCAUUAUUUUAAAGUGUACUCUUACAAAAAAAUGUUUGCUGUGCAACAUUAUGUGGUAUUACACUGGCAGCAGCCUCUUACAAAUCAUGUUUACUGCUUCCUCUAGAUUAUAUCAUUUUCUUGUGCUUGAUUUAAUGUUAUGUUUGAUAAAUUUAGUGUAGCCUAAGCGUAGUAUACAGUAGUGUACAGUAAUAGCCUCGACCUUCACAUUCACUCAUCACUCACUCACUCACUCACUUACUCACCUAGUGCAACUCUAGUCCUGCAAGCUCCAUUCAUGGUAAGUGCCCUCCCUACACAGGUGUACCAUUUUUUAACUUGUAUACUGUAUAUUUAGUGUACCUUUUCUAUGUUUAGAUAUGUUUGAAUGCACACAUACUUAACCAUUAUGUUACCAUUGCCAACAGUAUUCAGUACAGUAACAUGCUGUACAGGCCUGUAACCUAAAAGCAACAGGCUAUUCCAUAUAGCCUAGGUGUGUAGUAGGCUAUACCAUCUAGGUUUGUGUAAGCGUACUCUAUGAUGUUCACACAGGGAUGAAAUUGCUUAAUGACACAUUUCUCAGAAUGUAUCCCAUCAUUAAGCAGCAUGUAACUGUAUACUACAGUAUUCUACUUUUAUAGAUAUUUGAGUUUGUAGAUUUUUGUUGUUUAUUUGGUUUUGGCCAUCACAAGCAGGAUUGUCAUAAAUGCCACUUUACAUGUCUCUUAAAAAUGUGAGAGUUUCUCCAGGAGUGAUGGUGCUGGAUCAUUUGUGGUAUGCACAUUCAGCUUACUUUCCAAAGUAGACUGAGGACAUCCAGUACUGUGAGAGAGCUCACUUUGCAUUCUAGGCACUACUUAAUUUUGUCAGGCUUAUUAAUUCUUGCUAAUCUAAUGGGUUUUAGGCAUGAAUCAAUGGAACAAAAAUUGUAAUUUGCAUUUUGCCAGUCAUUUUGCCCAUUUUUCAGUUCAUAGGAAUUUUUUAUGUAUUCCAGAUACCAAUUCUUGUUGGUUACAUGUAUGCAAAUAUCUUUUCCCAUUCUUUUUGGUACUUUUUGAUGAAUAAAAAUUAACUUUACUGUG
Phyllostomus hastatus (greater spear-nosed bat) is the source of this 6067-nucleotide messenger RNA. It is a transcript of the gene CSGALNACT2, whose product is annotated as chondroitin sulfate N-acetylgalactosaminyltransferase 2. Gene Ontology annotation, molecular function: glucuronosyl-N-acetylgalactosaminyl-proteoglycan 4-beta-N-acetylgalactosaminyltransferase activity. The record is from RefSeq and is a predicted model, not a curated record. Bases 378 to 2006 code for a protein of 542 amino acids. The transcript has 8 exons. Lineage: Eukaryota; Metazoa; Chordata; Mammalia; Chiroptera; Phyllostomidae. Gene Ontology annotation, cellular component: Golgi cisterna membrane.